Messenger RNA from Talaromyces proteolyticus, 4683 nucleotides. Its product is annotated as putative ABC multidrug transporter. Gene Ontology annotation, biological process: transmembrane transport. The transcript has 3 exons. Gene Ontology annotation, molecular function: ABC-type transporter activity; ATP binding; ATP hydrolysis activity. The coding region runs from base 154 to 4362 and encodes 1402 amino acids. The record is from RefSeq and is a predicted model, not a curated record. Gene Ontology annotation, cellular component: membrane. Lineage: Eukaryota; Fungi; Ascomycota; Eurotiomycetes; Eurotiales; Trichocomaceae.
UUUGCUCACGACAAGAAAAUUAUUCAUUCUUCCGACCCUCUCGUGGCUCGGUAUGCAUCUCGUCCGCAGAACUUCGUCGUCGCUGUCAUCGUCCUUCCGUAGUUCUUCCCUCUUGACGUGAGCUCGGCACUGCCUGCUACUUUGGGUGUGGAGAUGGCCGCUCUGCCUCAGGCCGCCGCAACGGAAUUACACCGCGAGGAGGGAGCUGCUGCUGUUGUUCUCGAUGAGAAGCUAGCAGUCCAGUCGAGUCACUCACCGAGCUCAGCUUCGGCAGAAACUGAACAAGAGGCGGCUCCAGCAAAGGGAAAUUCUCCGCCACGCAAAUGGCAUUCGAGAUUCAACCCUCUCCGCCUGCAGAAGAUCCCCCCGGUCCCAGAGGAGCGAGUGGUGUCUCGCGAGCAUGGCGCCAACUUCUUCAGUCUCAUUUCCUUCCAGUGGAUGGCCCCGUUGAUGCAUACCGGUUAUCUGCGACCACUGCAACAUCAAGAUAUCUGGAAAGUCAACCCUGAUCGAUCGGUCUAUGUUCUCAAAGCAAAACUCAACGAAUCCUUUGACCGGCGUCUAGAGCGAGGCGGCAAGUACCCGCUUCUAUUUGCCCUCUAUGACACCUUCAAAGUUGAAUUCUGGAUCGGCGGCAUUUGCCAGCUCUUUAGCUCUCUGUUUAUGGUCUUUUCGCCAUACAUGACCCGAUAUCUUAUUGCUUAUGCUACUGAAGCAUACACAGCCAAAGAAAAACACCAGCCAGGUCCGAAUAUCGGCGAUGGAGUCGGCUACGCGGUUGGAAUUACCUGUAUGCAAAUAUUGCAAAGCUUGGGUACGAAUCAAUUCAUCUACCGUGGGUUCAUGGUGGGUGGCCAAGCGAGAGCGGUGUUGGUCAACAUCCUCUUUGACAAGACGAUGAAGAUAUCGGGCCGUGCAAGAGCUGGUGGUACAGUAUUGGAAAACUCCCAAGUCGAGCAAGAGGUAAAAGGCCCUGGAAAAGCUGUCAACGCGGGAGACGGUCGAGGCUGGAGUAACGGACGCAUCAUUACCCUGAUGAGCGUUGAUGCCGAUCGAAUCAACACUGCCAUGGGCAUGUUCCAUUUAUUGUGGACUGCACCCAUUGCAAUUAUUGUCACCCUCAUCUUGCUACUAGUCAACAUUGGCUACAGUGCUUUGUCUGGGUUUGCGCUCUUGGUUCUUGGCAUGCCGGCAGUCACUGUUGCAGUCAGGGCCCUCUUUAAGAGGAGAAAGGCGAUUAAUAAAUUCACCGAUCAGCGAGUAUCGUUAACGCAGGAAAUCCUACAAUCUGUUCGCUUUGUCAAAUUUUUCGGUUGGGAAAGCAGCUUCUUGGAAAGGCUGAAAGAAAUCCGCAAACGUGAAAUCCUCGCUAUUCAGAUCCUUUUGGCAAUUCGAAAUGCGGUCUUGUGUAUAUCCAUGUCCUUGCCGACAUUUGCAUCUAUGCUUUCUUUCAUCACAUACUCGCUUUCCCAACAUAUACUCACCCCGGCGCCCAUCUUCUCGUCCUUGGCACUUUUCAACUCCCUCCGCAUGCCGCUGAACUUACUCCCGCAGGUUCUCGGGCAAGUUACCGAUGCAUGGACUGGUCUGAUGCGAAUUCAGGAGUUCCUUCUUGCAGAAGAAAUCAAGGAUGAUAUUGAAUGGGAUGAUAGCAUGACUGACGCCAUCAGCUUGGAAAAGGCCUCUUUCACCUGGGAACGCACGCCAAAUAACGAUAAGGGAAAGGAUUCAAAAACAAAAGGAAUAGAGCGGAAGCGAGAAUCCCCAGUCAUAAGCGAGAAGUCAGAUACCGAGGCCGAGCCUUUCAAAAUCAAAGACUUGAACUUUUCUGUUAAGCGAAACGAAUUACUUGCUGUGAUUGGGACAGUUGGGUCGGGGAAAACAUCCCUACUUGCUGCUUUGGCAGGAGAUAUGCGGUUAACAGAUGGCUCUAUUCGUCUUGGUGCUUCAAGAGCCUACUGUCCUCAGUAUGCCUGGAUCCAAAAUGCCACUGUCAAAAAUAAUAUACUAUUUGGGAAAGAUUAUGACGAGAGGUGGUAUAAUACAGUUGUUGAUGCUUGCGCCCUACGACCCGAUUUCGAUGUCUUUCCAUCUGGCGAUAGCACGGAGAUUGGUGAACGUGGAAUCACAGUUUCUGGUGGACAAAAGCAACGUUUGAAUAUUGCACGGGCUAUCUACUUUAAUGCUGAUAUCGUUCUGAUGGACGACCCCUUGUCGGCCGUAGAUGCACACGUUGGUCGCCAUAUUAUGGAGCACGCUAUCUGCGGCUUGCUUAAGGACAAAUGCCGAAUCCUUGCCACUCACCAACUCCACGUAUUGAACCGCUGUGACCGUAUCAUUCUUAUGGAUAAUGGUAGAGUUGCUGCUGUAGAUACAUUUGACAACUUAAUGCGUGAUAGUCAACUUUUCCAGAGAUUGAUGUCCACCACUGCUCAAGAUCGACAGCAUGAAGAAAAAGAUGAAGACGACAAAAUAGAGGCUGAAAGAGACACCCCAGCGAAGAAGGCUAAACCCGGCAAACAGGUGGCAUUGAUGCAACAAGAGGAGCGAGCCACAGAUUCAGUGGGCUGGGGUGUAUGGAAAGCUUACAUCCUAUCAACCGGAAGCAUUUUAAAUGUCAUCAUUGUGCUCGUCACUAUUUUGCUUACAAACGGUGCCAACAUUAUGACAAGUUUGUGGCUGACAUACUGGACAUCGGACAAGUAUCCCUUUUCAACGGGAGAAUAUAUUGCCGGAUAUGCUGCUCUCGCCGCAUCUCAGACAAUCUUUGUUUUCAUAUACUCCACUGUUCUGACGAACGCAGGGACGAACGCCAGCAGGACUAUGCUACACCGCGCGAUGAACCGUGUACUGCGUGCGCCCAUGUCUUUCUUCGACACUACGCCUCUUGGGCGGGUCACAAAUCGGUUUUCGAAGGAUAUCCACGUCAUGGAUAACGAGUUGUGUGAUGCAAUGCGUAUCUACGCCCUAACCAUAACGAUGAUCAUAUCAGUAAUUGUUUUGAUCAUUGUGUACUUCCACUACUUCGCAAUUGCAUUCGGACCUCUUUUGAUUUUAUUCCUCAUUGCUGCAAAUUACUACCGAGCAUCAGCUCGAGAUAUGAAGCGAUUCGAAGCUGUGUUAAGGUCGCACGUUUUCUCUCGCUUUAGCGAGGCAAUCUCCGGCGUCGCAAGCAUUCGAGCCUAUGGCUUGCAAGAACAUUUCGGUCGUAGCAUCAGCGACGCAAUCGAUGAAAUGGACAGCGCUUUCUUUCUUACCUAUUCUAACCAACGCUGGCUCAGUGUCCGCCUUGAUGCUGUUGGAUACGUUAUGGUUCUGGUAACUGGUAUCCUGGUCGUGACGUCUAGAUUCGACGUCUCUCCUAGUAUUUCCGGUCUCGUCUUAUCUUAUAUUCUUGCCAUCGUUCAGAUGUUACAGUUCACAAUCCGCCAACUCGCUGAAGUUGAAAACGACAUGAACGCUACCGAACGUGUGCAUUAUUAUGGAACUCAACUAGAAGAAGAAGCGCCUCUACAUUUGGGUCAGGUUGAACCCAGCUGGCCCGAGCAGGGAAGGGUUACCUUUUCAAAUGUGCACAUGCGCUAUCGAGCCGGGCUCCCACUGGUACUCAGGGGUCUCGACAUGGAUAUCAGCGGCGGAGAGCGCAUUGGUAUUGUUGGGCGCACUGGGGCUGGAAAAUCCAGCAUAAUGUCAGCAUUAUUCCGCAUCACCGAGCUAUCUGAGGGUAGCAUCACGAUCGACGGCCUCGAUAUCUCGAAAAUCGGCCUGCAUGAUCUUCGAUCGCGUUUGGCGAUUAUCCCGCAAGAUCCCACGCUAUUCCGUGGAACUGUUCGGUCGAAUUUAGAUCCAUUCAACGAGCACAGCGAUCUGAAACUAUGGGACGCUUUAAGGAAGUCCCAUCUAAUUGGUGAGGAGCCCGCGGGUGAGAAAGAAUUGGAAGCCGCAGGUGGUGAUACAACAGAAAAUUCGGGGCAGAGCGGCAGUCGGAUCCAGCUCGACAGCGUGGUGGAUGAGGAAGGGCUUAAUUUCUCACUUGGCCAGCGGCAGCUCAUGGCACUUGCGCGCGCAUUGGUUCGCGACUCUCGUAUUAUUGUCUGCGAUGAGGCAACUUCGUCGGUUGACUUUGAGACCGACCGCAAGAUUCAACGCACCAUGGCCACGGGGUUCAAGGGAAAGACGCUACUUUGCAUUGCACACCGCUUGCGCACUAUCAUUACGUACGACCGUAUUUGUGUAAUGGACCAGGGCCAGAUCGCGGAAAUGGACACACCAUUGAAUUUAUGGGAGAAAAACGGUAUUUUCCGAAGCAUGUGCGACCGCAGUGGCAUUGAGCGGGAAGAUUUUUUCCAGACUGAGGCUUGACGAUGAUUAAUAUGAGUAGAUACACGACGCUAUUUUUGUUAAUAUUGUGUCGCUGACAUGCCACUUUGAACGAUAGAUACCCGUUUAGAUGAAUAAUGAAUCAAAAAGUUUGCAUGUUUUGGAUAGAUUAUUGGGUGAAUAUUGUGCGAUUAGUAUAUUCUAGAAGUACGUACGCGGUGAUAGUAACUUCAACAUUGAAUUGUCCAGUUAUCGGAUAUAUAUAUAUCACUUGUUAAAUUCGUCUCGAGCAAUUGUCACUGGCGACAUUUGCAAGGUACAUCCAUUGAUCUGUUGAUAGAUAGCUCUUGAGUAUAUAUGUAC